CACACACACGCACGCGCGCUCUCUCGCGCGCUCUCUCUCGCUGUUUGUGUGUCUCGCGCCUUCAGGAUGCGAAGGAGAACUUUCCAAGGUUCCGGUCACGAGCGCGAGAGAAACGCAUGACUGUGACACCUACUCUUGACUCACAGAAGGGAGUAUGUGCCCGUUUCACCAUGCUCCUACCAUCCUAUUGGGUGCUCCGGCACUCCAUGGUCAUGUGCUUGCUGCUACACAGCUUGGUGUUGAUGACGCUCUGCUUCCACCACGCAGCCACCUCCUGCUCAAAACGUUGCUACUGCUCCGAAAGUGAUGGUCCAUCUGGGGGCAAGACCAUGCGGUGCAGCAACCUGCAACUCACUGAGAUCCCACGGGACAUCCCAAAUGACACACGGCGCCUUUACCUCGACUACAACCUGCUCACCAGUGUCCCUGCCAAUGCCUUUCAAGACCUUCCUCUGCUGGCUGAACUCGAUCUUUCACACAAUGAGCUGGCGCUGCUUGAGCCUGGAGCAUUCCGGGGCCUGGCUUCCUCAUUGCUAUUCCUAGAUCUGUCCUCCAAUCAGCUGGCAACGUUGGACCCCGAAGCUUUUGAAGGCGUAAGGGCUCGAUCGAAUCUAACUGGCAACCCCUGGCACUGUGACUGCCGGUUACAGACAGCACUUCCACGCCUUGAUCUGGAGCCUGUGUCUCUCACUGGCAUUGUUUGCCAAACAUCCAUGCCCAAGGACUCGGGUGCCCAAGGUGUGCCCUUUCUGCUGGCCAAAGACUUGGACCUAUGCGUGGUGCUUAAAAGGACCACAGACGUGGCCAUGCUAGUGACCAUGUUUGGAUGGUUCACCAUGGUCAUCUCCUACCUGGUCUACUAUGUGCGGCAUAAUCAAGAAGAUGCCAGGCGCCACCUGGAGUAUCUCAAGUCUCUGCCCAGCAGGCAGGGCAAGUCUGAGGAGUCUUCCACCAUUAGCACUGUGGUUUGACAGGAGACCAUCGCUAAAGGGGGAAGCUUCUCAGGCAAGCAAAGGGCAAUGGGCACACUCAUUGAGUCUAGCCUGGUAGAGGAACCAAUAACUGGAUUACCAACUCUGGAAAUAAGAAGCUUGGUGGUCUGCAGCUCUCUGGAUCAUCAGAAAGUGAAAGCUUUUAAAAGCAAACUUGGUGACUUGACAGCUGGAAAAAUCCUGCCGCAAGUCUUCCAUUUCAGGCUUGAAGGUAAAGAAAAACCCUCCUUGCCAGCAUAGCAAGAGAAUUGCUGGGGUCAUCUAAUAUUAUCCAGAUAAAUAAUUGAUCCAGGACCAGCCCGGCUCCAAGUCUGUUCUGGCUGAGUGGUUUGUCUGCUCGGAAUGCUUUUGAAGGAGGAUGAGGUGUUACUUUUCUCUGCAUUCCUCCAGUUAUUUCUGAAAGUAUCCCCAUUUAUUUGCAGGAGCAUGUAGCGUAAAGACAGCACUCUUUUCCAUUAUGGUAUUAACAUGAAAAGGUCUGAUGUUUAUCCCUGAAGACUACGUUCAGUUUUAUAACAGAGCCAUGCAUAAGCAGACAAAUCAGUCGAUUUUUAGAUUCUAAAUAAAUGGUUAGUUAAAGUCAGUGUUUUGCUCUGAUGUGUAUAUUUUGAUAAUUUUGUAUCAGAACUAAUCAUAUUAAAACAAAAGUGAAGGACACCAGCUGAUCCAGUAUUUUCCGUCUCGUUCAGGGGAAUAUUUUUUACAAAUGCUGUAUUUCGGGGGCGUCAUGGCUCAGGUGGAUAAGGCGCCAUACCAUAAAUCCAGGGACCCGGGUUUGAUUCCGGCCCGAGGUCAUUUCCCGAUCCCUCCCCAUGUCUCUCUCUCCCGCUCAUUUCCUGUCUCUGCACUGUCCUAUCCAAUAAAGGUGACAA
Messenger RNA from Neoarius graeffei (lesser salmon catfish), 1864 nucleotides. RefSeq names its product leucine rich repeat containing 3Ca (gene lrrc3ca). Gene Ontology annotation, cellular component: plasma membrane. Bases 117 to 971 code for a protein of 284 amino acids. Gene Ontology annotation, molecular function: protein binding. Lineage: Eukaryota; Metazoa; Chordata; Actinopteri; Siluriformes; Ariidae. The record is from RefSeq and is a predicted model, not a curated record. The transcript has 2 exons.